AAAUGGAGGAAUCUAGCAAGGUCCUGGAAACACUGAAAAAGAUUGGUGGCAUCGAUGUGCGUCAUCUGUGGAUCAUACACGAUGAAACGUUUCGCGAGUUUUUCGAUUGGUUUACAAAAAUUGACGACGAAAAUCUGGUCACAGAUCUGCUGCUUAAGAGUUAUCAAGAACUCACCCGAAACGGUACCGUGCUGGAUGAUGCGAUACUGGAAGAGCAAUUGCAAGAACUGAAUCAGGAGUACGUCAACAUACUAGAUUACACCGAUCGCGAUGUGGAAGCGUUAGAGCAGCAGCUAGAACAGCUCGUCGAGGUGGAGGAAAGGUACGAAAAGCUUCUGAACGGUGCCAAGAAAACGGAAAUCACCCUUACAAAGGAACUGUCCGAGCUGGAGCGCAGUAUUCGCGAGCAGGAGUAUUUCCUGGAUAAAGUGGCGUCGAACAGUAUGGAUAUGGCCCGACAGUUGGAAGAAAGCCAGCAAGCAACGCAGCAGCAGAUCUCGGAUUUGCACCAUUGCUACUAUCAACGACAAAAUCCACCCAUUUUCAUCUAUCAAAUGCCGAUCGAGCAAUUCGAUUCCAAGUGCGACCAGUUUCUAAAGUAUCUGGAAAUGUACGUGAAAAAGCAUUUUACAGUGAAACGGCUGGACAGUACGAAAUCGACAGAUGACUUGGAUAAUCAGCAGGUGAUCGAUGAGCUGGAGGGCAUUAAGAUGCGGCUGGAUGCGGAAGAGUUGAAGCUGCUCGAGGCAAAGCGGGAAUAUGCGGGUGUGAUGAAGCUCGUUGAACGGUUGCAGGACCAUAGCUGGAUGCCGAUGAAGGUGUCCGCAUUGAAGAAACAGUGCCUCGAGCUGAAGAACGCAAACGAGCAGGAUCUGUUGCGGAUGGAUUUGCUGAAGCACGAGCUUGACAUGCUUAUCCGGCAGGUGAACGAACUGAAAAUCGAAUCCGUGCUGUACGAGAACAAUCGGGCCAAGCUGGAUCGGGCCGUUAGCCGGCUCGAAUACAUACAACGGUUAGACGAAAGUAUUUCCCGCGAGCUUAUGAACGCCGAGUUGCUAUGGAUACUGAUGCAGCUCGAUUUGGAGAAGAUACGCGAUCGGUUCGAUAAUGCGGACGAAAUGAACGGAGAUUCGAAACGAUGCUUCAAGCGGAUCGAUGCGAUGCGACAGAUCGAAAAGAUCACACUGCAGGAGGAAGCGUACGGCGAGUAUUUGGGACGGCUGGCGGCCCUUAUGGUGCAGGACACGGCAGGCGUCGCAGAAGAGUCCGUCCGUGGAAUGAAAGUGUGUUUGCAGCACUUUUCCGGUGUACUGAAACGUCUCUCGAAAAAGUGCGAAUCGAUCGCUAAAGGCAAAUAUCAUCGCAAGGCUGAAGAAGUGUUGAAGCAAUUAGCUUCCCAGGAAACGCUGUUGGCACGCUUCGUGUUUGAUGGUCCGCUAAACUAUCCCCAGUUCUACGACCAGGAGUAUUUGGAGCGGGUGCAAAAGCUUGGCUUCGCUUUGAGUCAUCUCGAGCGAGAAUUCCGGAACGUGCGAAAAGAUUUUGUACAAAACAUCGAAGAACCGAAGCAAAAUCAAAAGUUUUGGCUGUACAAUCAACGUCUCUGGAUCUGGUUUCUAACCGAACCAAAGAAGGUGGCCUUUGCUAUCAAAGAAAUAACGGCUGAAGCUUCGAAAAUGGCUAGCUACAAGGGAAUAUCCGGUAUCAAGUGUAAAUCGAUCGCCGAUGAUGCAAUGUUUUAG
Anopheles maculipalpis is the source of this 1742-nucleotide messenger RNA. RefSeq names its product augmin complex subunit dgt3 (gene dgt3). The coding region runs from base 3 to 1742 and encodes 579 amino acids. The transcript is spliced from 7 exons. The record is from RefSeq and is a predicted model, not a curated record. Lineage: Eukaryota; Metazoa; Arthropoda; Insecta; Diptera; Culicidae.